This is a messenger RNA of Penicillium pulvis, 1023 nucleotides long. Its product is annotated as SDR family oxidoreductase. The transcript has 2 exons. Lineage: Eukaryota; Fungi; Ascomycota; Eurotiomycetes; Eurotiales; Aspergillaceae. The record is from RefSeq and is a predicted model, not a curated record. Gene Ontology annotation, molecular function: oxidoreductase activity, acting on the CH-OH group of donors, NAD or NADP as acceptor. The coding region runs from base 1 to 1023 and encodes 340 amino acids.
AUGUCCGCUCCAACAGAUAAGACUAUCCUCAUUACCGGAGCGUCCGGGUUUGUCGCGACUCAUGUGGUCAAAGCCUUUCUUGAACGUGGCUACCAAGUUCGUGGCACAGUCAGAUCAGAGCAAACUGCAGUGAACGUGCGCAAGAACUUCUUGGAAUAUUCCGAUCGACUAUCAUUCACCAUCGUCGAGGAUAUAGCACAGCCUGGUGCUUUCGACGAGGCAGUACAAGGAGUCGACGGAAUCAUUCACACCGCAUCUCCAUUCCAGUUUGUGGUUGUAGACCAAGAAAAAGAUCUGCUCCAGCCUGCAAUCCAUGGUACAACUUCAAUUCUUCAAGCUGCGUUAGGACAGCCGCAAAUUACAAGAAUUGUGAUCACAUCGUCAUUUGCCGCUGUCGCCAAUUUGAGCAAAGGUCUUUGGCCUGAGCAUACAUACACCGAGAAUGAUUGGAACCCAAUAACGUAUGAAGAGGCUAAAGUAGCCGAUGGUGUGAGCGCGUAUUGUGCUUCCAAAGCAUUUGCUGAAAAGGCUGCUUGGGACCUUCUGGAAAAAGAGAAGCCUCAUUUCAGCUUGGCAACUAUCUGCCCGCCCAUGGUCUACGGUCCAGUCGAACAUCAUGUACAAGACAUGAGCAAGCUGAACACCAGCGCUGCCGACAUCUAUCGACUUGUCAAUGGAAGCACUCAGGAGGUACCCCCAACAGGAUUCCCUGCCUGGGCGGAUGUUCGCGAUGUUGCCGAAGCCCACCUUCGUGCAUUUGAAGUCGAUCAAGCUGCCAAUGAGCGAUUUUUGAUCACUUCGGGUAACUACAGCUACGAGGAUGUGUGCGAUGUCCUGCGAACUGGCUUUCCUGAGAUCAAGGACAAGAUUCCCAUGGGUCAAGUUGGGGCCAGUCAGCCGGCCGUAUACAAGGUCUCCAAUCAGAAAGCAAAGUCAGUGCUCGGAAUGGAGUUUAGAUCUCUGGAAAGCAGUAUGCAGGACACUGUGAAGAGUCUACUCGAGCUGGAGACAAAACUUCAGUAA